AUGGAGCUGGCGUUGGACCCGGGUGAACAGGACCUGCUGGGCUUCCUGCUAGAGGAAAGCGGAGAUUUGGGGGCGGCGCCCGAGGCGGUCUCGGAGGCUCCACUGGACUGGGAGUUGCCGCUUUCUGAGACACUGAGCGAUUGGGACGUAGAGGAUUUCCUGAACUCCCUGCCGAGUCCCUCAGACUCUUUUGGCGAUUCUAAUCCCUGCCUUGUCCACCACGACCACACCUACUCUCUCUCACAAGAACAUGUUUCCAUAGAUCUAGCUAGUGGGAGCUGUGGAAAAGAGGAGAUCCAGAUGACGCCACUGCACGUGGAGGACCCAGCAGAGCAGGAGAUUGUUGGGCUGAUGCUGACAGAUGAGGAAAAGAGGCUAUUGGAGCAGGAGGGGCUUACACUGCCCGAAACACUGCCUCUCACUAAGAUGGAGGAACAAGUCCUGAAACGAGUGCGGAGGAAGAUCCGAAAUAAGAAGUCUGCUCAGGAGAGCCGCAGGAAGAAGAAGGUGUAUGUGGGAGGUUUAGAGAGCAGGGUCUUGAAAUACACAGCCCAGAACCUGGAGCUACAGAACAAAGUACAGCUCCUGGAGGAACAGAACCUGUCCCUCCUGGACCAGCUGAGGAGACUCCAGGCCGUGGUGACUCAGAUCUCAAACAGCAGCAGCGCCUGUGUCCUGGUCCUACUGUUCUUCUUCUGUCUCGCCCUUGCACCUGCUAUGUACUCCUCUGGCACCAGGGGGAGCCUGCCAGCUGAGCAUGGAGUAUUAUCCCGCCAGCUUCGUGCCCUCCCUCAUCAGCUGGAGCUGUCGGCCCUGCAGUCGGAGGUACCAAAGGAUAGCUCAGACUAUGGGCUCCAGGCUCCUGGCAACUCUUGCUGCCUGCCCUCCCACAUGCCUCAGGCUCCUGGCACAGAGCCUCCUCUGAAAUUGCCACUCCCUGAUCCCUUUUCAAAGUUUGCCUGCCUGGGUCCCAUCCUUCUCCUGGAUGCAAAUCUCACAAGAGAAGAGGGGUGGCUCCCUGCCCACAGCCCCGUGUCUGUUAUCUUGCAGGGCAGAUACUCAGGCUAG
This is a messenger RNA of Pipistrellus nathusii (Nathusius's pipistrelle), 1068 nucleotides long. NCBI's taxonomy places the organism in Eukaryota, Metazoa, Chordata, Mammalia, Chiroptera, Vespertilionidae. The record is from the annotation of a GenBank genome assembly.